AUGACCAGUAAUGCCGAUCCGGUCUUAAACGCACCCUCUGCCCCCAAGUCCUUCCACCACGACCGCCCGCACAGCCCGCCGUCGCCUCGCCCGGCACCCAAGACGGCCGCGUUUCCGUCCCAACAUGCUCACGAUGAAGACCAGGACGCUGAAGGCGAGUCCGAGGCCGAGACGGUCGUCCUGUCACGGGACGAACACCCCGAAGAAAACAAGAUGAUCAAGACAGAGCGCGUCGAAGACGACGACGACGAUGCAUCGCGGCUGCGCUCCAUCAAGGAAGAGUCACGGGCGCAUUCAGCCCAGCCCAACGGCCGCCGUCGGUCGAGCAACGGCAAUCACGUCAAGGUCAAUGGCGCCAAACACGCCUCGGAGCGCGAUGCGAAGAGCCCCGUUCCUACUUCACCCAGCAGCCGCACGGCCUCGCGAAACACCAAGGACACCAGUCCAAACGACUCGGCCAAAUCGCCAGCCCGAUCCGCCCUCUCUCCCACACAAGCUACUACUCGCGGCCGCAGCGCGUCGACUGUCGAGAACCGCAAGCGCAAGCAGCGCGAUCAAUCCUUCCCCAAGACCUUCGAGCCACCGCGACAAAAAGCUAGGACCGAGGGCUUGAAGGACGCGCGCCCGCCCCAUUCGCCUGGCACGCCAGGUUUUGGCCGCCCGCACAAGCGUUCGCAGUCAACACAGUCCGCCGUCACGGGUAUAGCAGGCCGCAAGCGCCGCGAGGUAACCAAUCUCGCUCUGUCGACAGAAGAGCAUUGGUCAGGAUCGAGUUCAGAUCAUUCAACAUCACCGCAGCCCACGUCUGCGCCGCACCUCCAACACGCCCGGGUGAAGCGCUCCACCAACCGUGCGCUGACCUCGCCUGCACGCACUAUGCCCCAACGGAAGGUCGACAGAUUUGGCGCAACGCGUCUUGCUCGAGAAAGCGAAAGAGGCGAUCUGGAUGCAGUCAAGGAAGCCUUCGAAGACGCGCCCGACGAACUGAAUCAGCCCGACUACGCCGGCAUCGCUCCAUUACAAAAAGCCUCGCUGCACGGUUGGGCGCCUGUCGUUCGAUACCUGAUCAGCAAGGGCUGCCGAACAGACUGUGAAAGCCACGAUCGAGACACUCCUCUCAUCGAUGCGGUAGAGAACUCGCACUUGGAUGUCGUUAAACUGCUACUCAACGAGGGUCAGGUCAAUCCACAUCACUCCAACAAGAAAGGUCAGCGUGCGAUUGAUGUUCUGGACCCGGAAGAUGACGACGCAGAGGAGAUUGAGAAGGAGCUUAGAGAAGCGAUGAGAAGGCGGGCAGACACGUCCAACAACGACCCCGAACGCACCCAGAAGCAGGCCAAGACCGCAUCACGAUUAUUGUACAACGAGUUCAACGUGGAAACAUUGAUCGAGAAGGCUGGCGAUGGCGACAUCCUUGCAGUAGGAGAGCUGAUCAAUAGCAACAUCAAACCGAACAUUACCUGUGGCGUUGCAGCAGCAAGAGGUGGACACUACGACAUCCUCAGUAUACUCCUCGCGAGUGGUCUCAAGGCUGAUCCCGACCCGUCCAAGCAUCCAGAAACGCCCAUGACAGUUGCCAUCGGACGAGGAUACCUCAAGAUCAUACAACUACUUCUCGAGCAAGACAACUUCAAUCCCACUCGCCGAAACAAAGACAAUAAGACGUAUUACGAGAUUUCUGAGGAACGGCAUGGUCCCAAGUGGGAAGAAGAGAGGGAUAUGCUGAAGCGCGCCUGCGAGGAAUAUCAAACGACACACCGGAGCCCGCGGAGAGUCAAGAAAGAAGCUCCAAACGCCCCGGCGAACCGCAUGAAGAGAAAGACGUCGCCGCGAAGAGAACGGUCGUCCUCCCCACGUCCUAAUGCAAAACGCGCGCAGCUGGUAAAGUCGACGACCGAGCCUGCUGCACCACAAAAAUCUCGACGACUCAUGUCCGGAAAGGAAAAGGCGACCAGAGAAGACCAAAGAAGAAAGCGCGUUGUAGACGAUGAUUCAUCAGAAGAGGAGAGCGAAGAAGACGUACGGCCGCCCAUCCGGAAGGCCAAGCAGCGUUCUUAUAGCGAAGGCGAAGAAGCGAAGCCUGUCAAGAAGGUUGUGAAAGCACGAUCAGAUGACAAUGAAUCCAAACGACCGGACCGAGCACACUCAGACGAGAGCGACGAGGACCAUGGUACUAAGCAGCCAGUCAAGAUUCGGACAAAACCAGGCAGACCACUCAGCGCCAAACCGACACCCGAGAUCGAUUCUCCGGACGAACGCAAGGUUGUCAAGAAUAAGAUCAAAUACAAGACCGUUGAAGACAAGAUUAGGAAAAGAAAGAUGUCGGAUGCAUCAACAGACGAUGUCAGCGUGAAGAGGACGCCCACAGCAUCUGCCAAAUCUACGCCCGUACCGCCUGAAAGGAUAGCAACUCCAGAAGUUGAGCGCGCACGUCGUCAAGAGGAACACAAGCUACAGGCAGAAGCGAAACGCAAAGCCGCCGAAGUUGCAGCUGAGGCCGAGGCGAAGCAGAAGGAAGCGGAGGAGGCGGCUCGCAAAGCUGAAGAGAUCGAGCAAGCGAAGAAGAAGGCCGAAGCGGAAGCAGAGACACAGCGUCAAGCAGCAGAAGCAGAAGCAGCACGAAUACGAGAGGAACAGGAAACUCAACGCCGAGCAGACCAGGAAGCGAAACGCCAGAAGGAUCUGCUCGAACGUCAAGACCGGAUAUCCAGGCUCCCCCGAGCUUUGAGACGCGCCUGCGAAUUAGGCACCAAUCGACCGCUUCAUUUCGCAGGGGAGCAACUUGGUGUAUCUGCUAUUUUCCUACCUUUGUUCUUGGCAAAUGCUGAGGACCUCGGUGACUCGCAAGCCAUCCCAAAUCGGAAGUACAUCUGUUCGUUCCAGGCUGUCGGCAUACUUGGUCUUCCCGAACUCGAUCUAGCGCAUCUCGACGCUCCUUACUCUGAAUGGUCUCGCAUUCCCGUGAGCCGCGCACAACGAAAUGCCAUACUUCGCCAAUAUGAUAUUGCGCUGUUAGCCCAGGACACCAGAUUCCCAAUGGAAGGCUCGCCGGAGUUUGACUACGCCAAGAUCCAGGACAGCAUCAAGGAAGCUAAGCAUCAGUUCUCUGCUAUGGAGGGCCUGUACUGGGUGGAAGAGUCGCUGCUUUACGCUGAAGUCGAGAAGAUUGAAACCCUACGGCCGCUGCUCUGCCAUAUGCGCUCCGAUUGCAAAAGAAGACGUAUCCAUCUAGUAGAUAGCAGUGACGAGGAGCCAGAGAAGAAGCCGAAACCCAAGAAAAGCUUCAUGGACAUGGUGCGAGAGCACAACGGCAUCAAUGGCACAGCGCCUCGCGCAAUCGUCAACGGCAAUGGAUGA
This is a messenger RNA of Alternaria metachromatica, 3357 nucleotides long. RefSeq lists its product as uncharacterized. Gene Ontology annotation, molecular function: protein binding. The transcript has a single exon. NCBI's taxonomy places the organism in Eukaryota, Fungi, Ascomycota, Dothideomycetes, Pleosporales, Pleosporaceae. The coding region runs from base 1 to 3357 and encodes 1118 amino acids. The record is from RefSeq and is a predicted model, not a curated record. Gene Ontology annotation, cellular component: nucleoplasm.